AACAUACUACCCGACCGCCCCUUCAUUGUGGGAGUACUGUGGCACACAACAGAGCGAACUAAGGAAGCGGGAAAGCCAUGGCCUUUUCUUCAUUGCAAUCAACCUCUUCUUCUGUGUUGAACAGAGUCCGAUUUUGCCAGCGCUCUUUCUCUGCCAAGCCCUCGUCUUCUUCUUCCCAUCGGGCAGUCAAAGACAAAGACAAAGAGAAAAUGAUGUCUGAUUCCGACAGGAAAACGCCUACGAUGUCUCAACUUCAGGAAUCAGCCGACCACUUUCUGAGAUACUCAAAGAGGUGAACAAGAAGGUCCCUGAUUCCCUCAUCAAGUUUCGCCACGAACCUAAUGACUUCUCCGUCAAAUAUAUCCUCUGGCAUAUUGUGAAUAGAAUUCUGACCUUAAAUGCUCCGACAUGGUCUGGUAAAGCUGUACUCAUCUCUCUCAAGCCAAAGUUUUCCCUCUUGAACCGAUAUGGAACAAUCUGAUGAAAAUCAAAGAGUGAGUUGGAGAAAUGUCAAUGUAGUGAAAACCUUUUUAGAGACUUGUAUUGAAGAAGUAUCCUUAAACGGGAGACUUAGAAACAGUUUGAAGCCGGAUUCAUGGAACAAGGUUAAGCUAGCUCUGGAGACUUCUCAUGGUUUACGAGUCACUCAGAAGCAGAUGAAGAAUCAUUAUGAUUAUUUAAAAGAAAAAUAUCAAGCUUGGCUGCCGAUAACUAAAAAGACUGGCAAUUUUUAUGAUCCAGCAACCAAUUCCAUUCGAAUGUCUAAUGUUGAGUGGGAUGAGUACAUAAAGGCUCAUCCAAAAGCAAAGACAUUGAAGAGCUCACCUCUACCUUUUCCGGAUCUUUGUACAAGACUUUUUGAGGAUUCUAGUGGAACAGAAGUUCAUGGUCAGAGUCCAAGCGGUACAAUUCCCGGGCCUAAUAUGUCUUAUGUAUCUACUGAUAAAGAUAUAGAUACACCUGAUGUUGCCGAAGAUCUACUUGGUGACAAAAAUGAUGGAGCUUCUAAUAAUUCUACGUCUCAAUCUUCAGUUCCAGUUGAAAGGAAAAGUUUAGGAAUUAAGAGAAAAUUCUCAUUGUCUCAAUUGGAAGUUGAUGAGAAGAUGAGCAUUGCAUUGGAGAUAUUGAUUAAAAAAAAUAGUGGGCCUGACAUUGAGGAAUGUAUGGACAAAUUAGAGGGACUUGGAUGGGAAGAACCGUUAUACAGCGCAGCUGUUAGUAUACUUUGUGAAGGUGAUAGUCACAGAAAAGUAUGGAUGAAAAUGAUAGAGGUCGACAAAUUAGAGAGUUGGAUCAAAGUCAUGGGGAAAAGGAUAGGAAUUCUUUGAUUUUGCUAAUUAGCUAAUAUAUACUUUAGAUGUUGAUUGUAUGGAACCUUUUCUUUCUUGUUUCCUAACUAGUAUCUAUUAUGUUUAUGGAACUUUGGGUUACUAUAAUAUGCUUAUGGAACACUUUCUGUUUGU
Molecule: messenger RNA, 1463 nt
Organism: Nicotiana tabacum (common tobacco)
Lineage: Eukaryota; Viridiplantae; Streptophyta; Magnoliopsida; Solanales; Solanaceae
Source: RefSeq, a predicted model, not a curated record